AUGUCGCGAUCCGACGAGGCCACACGGAAGCGCAAAGCACCCGAGCCUCCAGCAGAUCGAACGACAACGAAGAAAUCAAAGACUGAGACAACCACUAAAUCCAAUUCUGCAUCAAAAUUGAAGGAUGCGCCACAGAAGGAUGAAGAGAGGCCGGCAAAGUCUGCGACGAAGAGUGUGCUCUCAAGAGAGCAGCCGGCAUUCCCUCGGGGUGGUGCCAGCGUUCUGACACCGCUGGAGAAGAAACAGAUCAGUGCUCAAGCAUGGCGGGAGGCCGAAAGAGAAGCAGAGGGCCAACCUUCGCUGUUCGACGACAGACCUGCGAAGCCAAAGUCGGAACCGAAUGUCAAAAGCAGUAUCACUACCUCAGGCAAAGACAGGAAGCAGAAGAAAGGCAAGAAUGGGUCAAAAUCAGAAGAGCCGCAACUUCCCAAGGACACAAGCAUCGGAGGUCUCAGCUACAAGCGCCUGGUGGUCGGAUCUCUACUGCUCGGUCGAGUCGCUGCUAUCAGUGAUCGUGACCUGACCAUAUCGUUGCCCAACAAUCUCAUUGGCUUUGUCCCCAUCACAGCCAUCUCCAACAAGUUCCGCGACAAAGUGCAGCAAGUUGUUGAGAAGGACGGCGAUGCAGAUGACGGCGACGACGAUAUUGAUCUCGACACACUUUUUGCCGAGGGUCAAUUGCUACGAGUCGCUGUUGUCUCCCUUAGCCAGCCUGAGACAUCUUCAGGUGCACAGGGUCGCAAGCGAAUCGAACUGUCGGUCGAGCCAACGAAAGUGAAUAUUGGCCUCGACAGGAGUCUGCUAGUACCUGGUGUCACAGUGCAGGCUUCGAUCGCCAGUGUCGAGGACCAUGGGCUUGUUGUUGAUCUUGAUCUCGAACAGAGUAAAUGCAGUGGCUUCAUACCCGCCAAGCAUUUGCCGGAAGGGCAGUCGCUCGACCAGAUGAAAGAAGGUGCCGUCUUACUGUGCCAGGUGGCCAAGAACGAUCCCAGCGCCAAGGUCGUGUCCCUGUCUGCUUCGCUCACAGUCCAAAAGGCAGCGAAAGCGCCACCUACUGUCGACGCGUUCUUGCCUGGAACUGUCGCCGAGAUUCUCCUGACUGAAGUUCAGGCCUCUGGAUUGGUUGGCAAAGUAAUGGGCGCACUCACCACAACCGCCGACAUUCUCCAUUCCGGAGCUUUUAAAGACAAACAGUCCUUCGCCGAGUCCUACAAAGUCGGCGCAAAGGUCAAGGGUCGGCUCCUCUACAAAAUCGGCCCAACAGACGACUGCAGAUACAAAGACAAGGUCGGUGCGACCAUUGCGAAGGCAACAAUCGUCAGCAUUGAGCCUGGUCUGGGUGCGUAUCUUGAUCUCGGCUCAGAUGCAAUGGGAUUUGCACACAUCUCUCGUCUAGCCGAUGGCAAGACCGACGCAAUCAGUGCAACCUCUGGGCCAUUCAAGGUCGGCUCCACCCACAAGGCCCGCAUCACAGAUUUCGGUGCAUUUGACGGGUUGUACGGGGUGUCACUGCAGCAGUCUGUGCUGGACCAACGAUACCUACGGCUGCAAGACGUCUCACCUGGCGACAAAGUCCUAGUCAAGAUCGAAAAGGUCUUGAUCGGCCCUGCAGGCAUCAAGGGUCUCAUCGUCAAGAUCACGGAUACCAUCACAGGCUUCAUCCCUAACAUCCAUCUUUCCGAUGCUGUUUUGUCAAAUCCAGAGAAGAAGUUCAGAGAAGGUGUAACUCUUAAGGCACGCGUGCUGUACGUGGACACCAACAAACGCGAGAUCCGCUUGACCGCGAAGAAGACUCUGGUCAACACUGAUUUGAGCCUGUGGACAACAUACGGGGAUGUGCAACAAGGGCAGUCAUCGAUCGGUACACUCAUCAAAGUAGAUGCCAAUGGAGCUCUCGUCCAGUUCUUUGGCGACGUCAAAGGUUUCCUGCCUGUAGCUGAGAUGAGCGAAGCCUACAUCAAAGACGCUCGAGAGCAUUUCCAGGUGGGGAAAGUGAUGACAGUCCAUAUGCUCAGCGUAGACCCGGAGUUGAGGCGGCUGACGGUCUCCUGCCGCGAGACAGCAGCUCUCAAAUCAGUGCCUGAGUCCGCUGCAGCGUCAUUAAAAGCUGGCACCUUGGUCAAUGGGACAGUCUUCGAGAAAGCAUCGGAUGAUAUCUUGCUGCGCAUAGAGGGUAGUGCGAGCAUCGCUCGUCUCUCUGUCGAUCAUGUCAGCGACGGGUCCUUGAAGAAACGCAAGUCUGCCCUCGACAAAAUCCGGGUCGGCCAAACACUCGAGGGCCUACUUGUCCUGGACAUCCAGGCGAAGCGCAAUCUGGUCAUACUUUCGAAUCGCAAAAGUCUUGCAAAAGCUGCUGCCAAGGGUACUUUUUUGACAAGCUUUGAAGGCCUCGAGAUUGAUAAGGCUGUGACAGGCUUCGUGUCUAAUAUCACUUCGGACGGAGUCUUCGUCUCAUUCGCCUCUCGAAUCAGUGCCUUGAUUCCUACCAAAAACUUGCCUGACGAUCAGACGGAGCAGGAAGACUUCGGCAUGACCAAGUUCCAGGCAGUCACGGCGAAAAUUUCAAAGGUCGACUUCAAAGGAGCAACUCCUCGCUUCUGGCUAAGUCUGAAAGAGUCAGUUGCUGUAGAGACUGGGAAGCAAGACGCGCCAGAUAUUUCACCAGGCAAGGCACUUGUGGAGCCGGUGGACGCCAAUCUUACCACGGAAGCACAGCUGAUUGUUGGUGCUGUGACCAAGGCACGCAUUUCAUCCGUCAAGGAGUCUCAACUGAAUGUAGAGCUUGCGAAAGAUGUACAGGGCCGUAUCGAUGUCUCAGAAAUUUACGAUCAGUGGGAGGACAUCAAGGAUCGCAAGAAACCUUUACAGAAGUUUGCCCCUAAGCAGAUCAUUGAUGUGAGGAUUCUCGGUGCUCAUGACACACGGACCCAUCGCUUCCUUCCUCUCUCGCAUCGCUCUGGCAAGACCACAGUCUACGAACUUACAGCAAGACCGCAAGCCAUCAUCAGCACUGAGCUUAGCACACUGGGCUACGAAGAUCUGAAACCUGGCGACAGCCAUAUUGCAUUCGUCAACAACAUUGAAAGCCAAUAUGUUUGGGCGAAUAUCUCACCAUCUGUGCGUGGUCGAAUAAUGAACACCGACCUCUCCGAUGACCUAGCCACCGCAGCUGAUGUCGAGACCAACUUCCCCAUCGGAUCGGCCCUUCGCGUUCGCGUAACGUCAGUGGAUACUGCCAAAGGCCGCCUGGACCUGUCGGGCAGAUCCACUGGAUUGGCGAAAUCACUGACGAUCAACGACUUGGCUGUUGGUCAGAUACUGGCUGGUAGAGUCACAAAGCUAUCGGAUCGCCAGGUUAUCCUAUCUCUUAGUGAUGACCUAGCGGGCGCCAUCGACCUGAUUGACCUAGCUGACGACUAUAGGGACGCAAACACUGCAGCAUUCCAGAAGAACGAGAUCGUCAGGGCGUGUGUUGUCCGUGUCGAUGUGCCGAACAAGAAGGUCUCGCUGUCGACCAGACCCUCCAAGAUCCUGAGCUCGUCGCUGCCUGUCGCAGAUCCGGAGCUGACCAACAUCGCUCAGAUCAACGUGAACGAUGUGUAUAGAGGCUUCAUUCGCAACGUCGAUGAGAAGGGCAUUUUCGUGACGCUGGGACACGGCUUCACGGCUUUUGUUCGCGUCAGCAAUCUGUCCGACGACUAUCUCAAAGAAUGGAAAGACGGCUUCCAGCGCGACCAGCUCGUCAAAGGCAAGGUAAUCUCCGUUGACAAGCAUUCAGGUCACAUACAGAUGAGUCUCAAGGAGUCUGUCAUCUCCACAGAUUACAAGCCUCCCAUGAAGUUUACGGAUCUACAUGUCGGCGAUAUCGUGACUGGCACGGUUGCAAAGGUUGCGGAAUUUGGCGUUUUCAUCCUUGUGGACAACUCAGAGAAGAUCAGAGGUCUAUGCCACCGAAGCGAGAUUGCUGAACGACGGAUCGAAGACGCCCGCAAGCUAUUCAAAGAAGGAGAUGCUGUCAAAGCCAAGAUUCUCAAGGUUGACCUUGGUAAGCGGCAGGUGAAUUUCGGGCUCAAAGCGUCAUACAUUGGUGGCGUAGAGGAGCUCGAAGACGAGGUCCAGGAAGCCGGUGAAUCGGAUGCCGACAUUGAGGGUCUUGACAACGGCGUGGAAGAUGAAGAUCUUGAAGACAGCUCUGCGGAUGAAGAGGGCGGUACAUCUAUUGACGAUGAUGAGUCGGAAGCCGCCGAUGUGAAUGACGCAGAGGUGGAUGCCUCCGAGAGCAACUCAGACGACGAGGCCUCUAAGGCCACCGCCAAAGCACAACCGAUAACGCUCAAAGUCGGCGGCUUUGACUGGCACGGCAUCUCAACGCCAUCAAGCAGCAAACGUACAUUGGCUGCUGCGGACAGUGACGAGGAAGCUGCGGUCGAGAAACCGAAGAAACGCAAGAAACGCGCAGAUAUCGAGAUCGACCGAACGGGUGACCUCGACGCCCACGGACCCCAAUCCGCCGAUGACUUCGAGCGUCUCCUGCUAAGCGAUGCCGAUUCCUCAAUGCUUUGGCUGCAGUACAUGGCUUUCCACAUGAAUCUCGGCGAUGUUGAUGAAGCACGCCAGAUCGGAGAACGUGCUCUUAAGUCAAUCGGCUUAGGCCAAGAUGCCGAGAAGCAGAACAUUUGGGUAGCACUGCUCAAUCUCGAAGUCGCUCAUGGGGAUGACGACAGCCUGGAUGCAAUCUUUCAGCGCGCAUGCGAAUACAACGACCCCAAAGAUAUGCAUGGUCGGCUUGUUAGUGGGCUCAUACAAGCUCACCAGUACGACAAGGCCGAUGACCUGUUUCAAACGAUGCUCAAGAAAUAUACGCAAGACCCCAAGAUCUGGACCAACUACGCGACUUUCCUCUUCGACACCAAGGGUGAUGCAGAUAAAGCUAGAGACAUCCUCCCGCGAGCACUUCAAACGCUGCCCCAAUUCACGCACCUGGAUGUGACGUCGAAAUUCGCACAGCUGGAAUUCAAGUCCGAAGCAGGCGUGCCCGAGCGCGGACGUACAAUCUUCGAAGGUUUGAUCGCAAGUUUCCCCAAGCGCAUCGACUUGUACAAUGUGCUCCUGGAUCUGGAGCUGAAGGUCGGGGACGAGGAGCAGAUCCGGACUCUGUUUGAGCGGGUCACGGCAAGUAAGUUGAAGCCAAAGCAGGCCAAGUACUUCUUCAAGAGGUGGCUUGAGUUCGAGCAGAAGGGCGGCGAUGAGGAUAAGAUCGAGGCUGUCCAGGCGAAGGCAGCGACUUGGGUUCGAGAGGGACAGCGAGGAGAGUGA
Messenger RNA from Cyphellophora attinorum, 5316 nucleotides. RefSeq names its product rRNA biogenesis protein rrp5. The transcript is spliced from 2 exons. The coding region runs from base 1 to 5316 and encodes 1771 amino acids. NCBI's taxonomy places the organism in Eukaryota, Fungi, Ascomycota, Eurotiomycetes, Chaetothyriales, Cyphellophoraceae. The record is from RefSeq and is a predicted model, not a curated record. Gene Ontology annotation, biological process: rRNA processing. Gene Ontology annotation, cellular component: small-subunit processome; nucleolus; nucleus. Gene Ontology annotation, molecular function: RNA binding; protein binding.